AUGAAGGUAAUGUCUGUUCAGGUUUUGGUGUGUUUCCUGAUUGUUGGUCUAUCUGUGACAUUGGCAUUCCUUAUUGAAACCGUUAAUAACUAUGACGAUCCAAUGGAUUUUUCAUGCCAAGGAAACAAGACUUUACGGCACCUGUCUAGUCACCACAGCAACCACCAUGAGGACAGAGUAUGGUCGAUGGGUUGCUAUGAUGCCGUAGCAAUGGUUCAUAACUGCCAGUGGACAGGCUACGUCAACGAUUUUGAUCAACCAUUUGACUUCGAGUGUCCUGGGGAGGGGUUCAUCAACGGCGUUCGUAGUAUCCAUGACAACGGGCAUGAGGAUAGACGUUGGGCAUUUCAGUGUUGUACGAUGCAAGGUCGCAUUAGACAAGACUGUCAAGACACGGGGUUUGUGAACAGCUAUGAUGGAGGUCUAUCGGUAACUACAGACCAUAAUAACAAGAACUUCCAUGGAUGGAUCAGUAUCCAUGACAACGACCAUGAGUAUGCUUAA
Ylistrum balloti is the source of this 504-nucleotide messenger RNA. Its product is annotated as hemagglutinin/amebocyte aggregation factor-like. Lineage: Eukaryota; Metazoa; Mollusca; Bivalvia; Pectinida; Pectinidae. The transcript is spliced from 4 exons. The record is from RefSeq and is a predicted model, not a curated record. The coding region runs from base 1 to 504 and encodes 167 amino acids.